Trematomus bernacchii (emerald rockcod) is the source of this 2195-nucleotide messenger RNA. It is a transcript of the gene pou2af3, whose product is annotated as colorectal cancer associated 2. Bases 1119 to 1949 code for a protein of 276 amino acids. The transcript has 5 exons. The record is from RefSeq and is a predicted model, not a curated record. Lineage: Eukaryota; Metazoa; Chordata; Actinopteri; Perciformes; Nototheniidae. Gene Ontology annotation, molecular function: DNA binding; POU domain binding.
UAAAUAAAAUAUGUGUGUUGGUUUUUUUCACUGUAAUUUUAAUAACUGAGUGUAUUAUUAUCUUUAAGUCCAUCGCCACAUACAGGCUGGUGUGCAUAUAGUGUUGCUAUGUGAUGCACGGAGCACUUAAAAAUGUCUCAAUGCAACUAUAAAUGAUUGAAAUAAUAACAGCAGUUUUUGAUGAAAGUGAUUUCUUUUUUAAUUAGGAAGGUUUAUUUAAAAACGAAAAGAUGCCCUGCCAGAUUGGGGACCUUCAGUAAAACAUUUUUAAUUAUUUUGGAUUUAAUACUUAUAUUACAAUUUUUCCUUUUUAAAACAUUUAUAAUAUAAUAUAAAAGGAUAUUUAAAAAAAUAAUUUCAAAUAUCUAAAUAUAAAAUGUUAAAAGCAGAUAUUAGCAGAGAGUUGUCUCAACAGCCUCAGCAGCUGAUGUGCUCACAGCACUUGCUAGAAGAGCUGAAGGCCUGCGAUGCCAAAGAUGGCUACUGCCCUUUGCCACGCCCACUCUGUUGCCACUUUUAUGCGCUUUUUUCUGGAGUAAAGCUUAAAGAUAUGUUUUAAAUAUAUUCUCGACAUGCAAACUGGAUGCAAUAAGUGUACAAUUGUACAUUUAAGCUGCCCUGCUGAGUUUAAGUUGCGCACAAUGAGCACCAAGACCAUCAGUGCUUAAUGAGGGGGUGUGAUGCUCUGAUAUUGCAAAAGGAGGAUAAAAUUAAUAAAAGUAUGCUUUCUUUUUGGUCAAAGUGUAAAAUACUGCUAUAUUACAUUAAAGUAGAACUUAUAGAAUGUCGAUGCGUGGUGGUUUUUGUGGAAAAAUCGAUAAAACUCGGUUGCCUCUGAAUAUUCAAAUUGAAAGUAACGCGCAAUCAAAUCAUUGUCAAAUCAUUGAGUUCUAGGGGUUUUAAAUAGUAGGCAUGGAGGCAGAAAAUCUCAAACUAAAAUGUCCCCAGCUAUAAUACAAUAUUGUUGGAUGCUCUGACACUGCUGUAGGACAUUUGUGUUGAGAUUUUUGGAGACUUUUGCACAAAUUUCGUUCUUGGCCAUUUUGCUGAGGCAGAAAAGGGACGUUGUGGAGUCCCACAGGUCUUCUCCAGGGAGCCUCUCUUCAUCUUUCCCCAUCAUGUCUGAUAAGCAGAGAGUGUAUCAGGGCGUCCGCGUGAAGACAACCGUCAAAGAGCUGCUGCAGAGACACAGAGCCCAUGAGGCCAACAGCAAAAAAGUGAAAACGCUAUCCCAGGCGUGCUCAGAUCUCCAGGGACUUUGCUCACCCACUUUUCAAACUCGCUAUGAGGACCCUCCUUCUGCCAUUUCUCCAGAUGACGCGCGCGGCUGUGGAGCGCGAGCCUUCCAGCUGCGCACUGCCUCGUUCCCGGUGCCUGACAGCUCGUGCGGCAGCCAGAUGCACGAGGAGGGCUCCUUCAACGACAUCCCGCAGCAGUUCGGGGACAUGAUGUUGCCAGGUAACGGCUACAGUGGCAACAACAACACCAACAGCAGCAGCGGUGGCAGCUACAGCGCUUCCCUGCCUGCCCCCCCCACACAACCGCUGCCCUGGUGCCACGCGCUCUCCUCAGACGCGGACUACUACGGCCAUGGGAUGGCUCCCUGCUCCUCACCAGAGUUGCUGAAGCUUUGCACCCCCGUGGAUCACAAGAGCUACUCACCGCAGGACUCCUUCUCCUCCUCCUCCUCCUCCUCCUGCUACGACUCCCCCACCAGGAUGGAUCCUGGGUACCCCGGCCUCCCCUCUGAGCACUUCCACUUCCAGCACUGCACCCCCCAGGACCUUCGCAGCCUGCCCUACUGGCCCAGCCCGCAGGAUAGCUUCUCCGCCCCUGAAUACGCACCUUACUACAACCCCACAGACUAUCCCUACGCCUGCCCUGUGGAGGAGAACUAUUUCAGGAGGGAUUUGCAGAUGACCUCUGAAAUGUGCUACAAUGUACUAUGAUGAGACCUUCAUCAGUUCUCUUGUGUAUAUUUUGAAUGUAAAUAUGUUUAUGAGCACUCUGCUUUGCUUGAUGGUCCGCGCUGCAUUUCAAUGCGUUCUCUGACUGGCUUUUGCUUGGGUGUAAUGGAUAUUAUGAAUGCUGAAAGAAUGGAAAUAUUUUUGUAUUAAUGACUAUUUUUUUACUACUUAGAUUUAUUUUCAUACGUAUUACUUUUUGCUGUACUAAAUAAACAUGUUUUAAAUAUA